Messenger RNA from Colius striatus (speckled mousebird), 516 nucleotides. RefSeq names its product exocyst complex component 1 like (gene EXOC1L). The record is from RefSeq and is a predicted model, not a curated record. NCBI's taxonomy places the organism in Eukaryota, Metazoa, Chordata, Aves, Coliiformes, Coliidae. The transcript has 3 exons. Bases 1 to 516 code for a protein of 171 amino acids.
AUGUCCUCGCUGGUGAAGGAGGACUUGGCGAAGAGGCUGUUUGGUCCCCGGCGGCAGAGGCUGCACGAGUUCAUCGAGGUGGAGGGCUCGGGCGCCGGGCGCUGCUACCUGUGCGCCGCAGUGACUAGAAGUGAAGAAGUAGAAAUAUGUAUGGUUAAACACUUGCGAGUGGAUCGAGAGGAGCAAUAUGAAAUAGUUGAAAAGUGGUUUUUGAAAGAUCUGGAGAUGAUUGAUGGAAAAGAAGCAGAUACUGAUAACCCCUAUUUUGAUAUGCAUUUCCACAAAGUCUACAACCUGGAAGCAUACAGUUGUGCAUCUAAAUAUACCUUUGCUCGAACGCUAAACAAACUAAAUGAAAUGUACCUUAAGAAGGACUUGAAGAUUGUGAACUUUGAUGACACCUACCUAAAUGAUGAUUCAAUCUGGUCAUCCAACAAUAGGGAUUGCUUAGUACUUAUGAGGAUAUGCUUCUAUGCUUCCAACCUUUUAUGUCUCUCCCUGUGUCCUUUGUCCUAA